Messenger RNA from Mangifera indica (mango), 2504 nucleotides. Its product is annotated as cilia- and flagella-associated protein 251-like. The coding region runs from base 1092 to 2369 and encodes 425 amino acids. NCBI's taxonomy places the organism in Eukaryota, Viridiplantae, Streptophyta, Magnoliopsida, Sapindales, Anacardiaceae. The record is from RefSeq and is a predicted model, not a curated record. The transcript is spliced from 2 exons.
AUUUGUGAAUUUUGAUGUUGCAGAAAUUAAUUCUCAGUAGAUGGGAUGGAAGUAGAAUUAGAGUUUGUGAUAUAUGAUGCCUUUAACCAUCUAGAGUUUUAGUUAUUUAGGAAAAUGUAACACUCCUAGAUAAUUCACAUAUCGAAUUGUUUAGAAAUGAUAAGAUAAGGAUUGGUUAAAUAAUCUGCAAGCUUCUAAUAUGUCAAGAUACCUUUUGGGUUGCAAAGCCAUUGAUGGACUGUGUGUCUAGAGAGGAUAAUAAGGCAGGAUAUUGGAUUAUUGUUACAGAAAAUAUGUUAUCUUGACGGAUUUUUUUGCUUACUUUAUCUCUGCUAAGAGAAGCUAGGGAUUCAAAGACAAAGGAGGAUCAUUGACAUUUGAUUGUUUUUUUAUUAGAUUCUCUUGAUGUUCUUGCAUUUUUUUUUUUUCACGAAGAUAAAAGUCUGAAGAAAUUUGGAACCUUGCAUGUCUCUGAUAUUUUUUUGGUAAAUUUUUUAACUACUGUUGUUAUACAUGAUUGGACUUAUUUUCUGGAAGUGACACGGGAUUUGAUUAUAGGGUUAUGAAAACUCUGACAGACUAGUUAUCUACACAAAUUAUUUUCUACUUAUUUUGGCUGACUUUGAUCAGUUUAUUUGUUAGGUAAAUGCUGGAUAAAAAUUAAAGAUCUUGCAUUCUAGAUGUGGAAAGAAUAAUGUGUUUAGAAUAGAAAGUAGCAUCUGUAUUGGUAUUUUUCCUGUUCUGCUUAUUUUAUACAAGCAGAAACGUGCUAUUUUUCCUUUUUUUUUUUUUAAGUAGAACAUCAGUUUAGUCUUAUAAUACUGAAAAUGGGGUUAAAUGGUUUGAAAGCUAUUUUAUUGAUUGUCUUGAAAACGUCAUGUAAUAUUUCUACUGUGUUCCUCUUUUUUGCUUUACACUGACUUCUGAUUUCGCUUAAUUGAAAUGUUGUUACAAUUUCUGGCUCAUUUUAGUUUUUUUUCAUGCUUAAUCCCAAUGUUUGGUAGAUGAAAUUGUUCAGAUGCAGUGAAAAACUUUCUAGCAAGAGCUCAUUGUAGUCAACCCUGGAUACAGAAUGUGGUUUAUGUUCAAGGAUGGAAGACAAAUCUGAAUCCAUUGUAAGAGGAGAAGAUAGUGUCAAGAAGGAAGAACUGCAUAUCAAAGUCAAGACCAAAGAAAUAGAACCAAAAGUUGAGAAGGAACCAAAGACUGAAGUGGAAAUCGAAUUGAAGAGCAAAUCAGCGGAGAAGGAAAAAAAAAAACACAAGGGCGAGGAACAUAAACAUGAAGAAAAGGAUGACAAGAAAUCAAAGAAAAAGGAUGAAGAGUCAAAGUCAAGGGUAAAGGAGAAAGAGACGAAGGAUGAAGAUAAACAGCAGAAAAAGAAAGACAAAGGAAAAGAAGAGAAGAAAAAGGAUAAAAAAGAGAAGGAUUUAAAGGGGGAACACUCAAAGGAAAACGAAGAGAAAAAGAAGAAGAAAGAUGGAGAGUCAGAGGAAAAGAUAGAGGAAGAAUUUGGGGUAAAAACUAAAACAGAGGAUGAGAGAAAUAAAGGUGAAGGUAAGGAGAAAGAAGAGAAGAAAAAGGAGAAGAAGCACAACAAUGAAGUUGAGGAAGAAGAGAAGAAGAAGGAGAAGAAGAAGGAGAAAAAGCACAAGGAUGAAGAUGAGGAAGAAGAGAUGAAGAAGAAGAAGAAGAAGCACAAGGAUGAAGAUGAGGAGGAAGAGAAGAAGGAGAAGAAGAAAGAGGGUGAGGGUGAGGAGAAAGAAGAUGAGAAGAAAAAGCAAGGUAAGGAGAAAAAAGAUAAAAAGCAAAAAGAUGAAGUGGUUGAAGUAACCAAAGAUGUAGAUGGAGAUGAAUAUAAGGAAAAGAACAAAGAGAAGAAGAAAAAGGAUGAAAGUGAGGAGAAAGAAGAGAAGAAGAUGAAGAAAAAGAAAGAUAAGGAGAAGAUAAAAGAGCGCAAGGCUUGCAAGCAUGAGGGGAAAGAUGACAAAGAUGAAGAGAAAGAAGGAAAAAAGAAAGAGAAAGAGGAGAAAGAGAAGAAGAAAGAAAAGGAUGGGGUAAAGGGUGAGGUUGAAGUGGCCUCCAGGGAGAUUCAAAUAGAAGAAAGUGAGAAAGAAUUAGAUCGUGAAGGAGAGGAGAAGCAGAAAGGAAAAGAAAAGACAAAGUCAGAGAAAAAAAGAAAACUUGAUGGGAAGGCCAAGAGCAAGAAUAUUGAUAAGCUAAAACAGAAGGUGGAGAAGAUUAAUGUCAAAAUAGACGCUCUCGUGGAGAAAAAGGCUGACAUUCUGAGGCAGAUUAAAGAAAUUGAGCAUGAGUGUGGUGAUAUGACUCAGAAGGAAACAGAUAAAACUGGGACUGUGGCUGAAUAGCAUCACACUAUGAUACAUGAUUAUACAUAUCCUUUCUUUGAUGUAGUGUGAACGUUUUUGUAGGCGUAUAUGUUUCUCUUUGUGAAUAAAACACCCCUCUACUACUUGUGAAGAAUAAAUCAACAUCUUGCUUCA